AUGGCAAAGAAAGGAGGAGAAAACACCAAGAAGGCGGCCGGAAACGCCAAGAAGGCCGAGAACGCCAACAAGAAGAAACAGGCCCAAGAAAGCGCCUUAGAGGCCCAGGAAGCCGCUGCGUGGGAGGAUGGCGCCAAAAAGGGCAACAAGAAGAAGGACGACGCCCAGUUCAAGAAGGAGGAGGCAGCACGCAAAAAGGCCGAGAGAGACGCAUUGUUGCAGGCGGAGGAGAGUGCAUUGCCCUCCAAGCCAUUGAAGGCCAAGCAGAGGGGUGCUGAGAAGGUGGCCUCCAAGAGAGCGGGCAAAAUCGACGACUUCUUGGACUCCAACGGCGACAUCAGCGAGUUGAGUGCCAGUGGUAUCGACAAUGCGUUGGAGGCGUUGUCGUUGACUCAAAGAGACGGAGGUGUGCAGUCCAAGGACAUCGACAAGCACCCCGAGAGAAGAGUCAAGGCAGCGUUUGCCGCCUAUGAGGAGAGAAGAACUCCUGAGUUGAAGAAGGAGCACCCAGGGUUGCGGUCUCAGCAGAUCAAGAACUUGGUGUUCAAGGAGUUCCAGAAGUCACCGGAGAACCCCAUGAACCAAGACACCAACGUGCGCUACAACGCUUCGCGCGAAGAGGUGGACGCCAAAAAGAAGGAGGUCAGAGCGGCCAGAGAGGCCAGAUACAACUAG
Suhomyces tanzawaensis NRRL Y-17324 is the source of this 675-nucleotide messenger RNA. RefSeq lists its product as uncharacterized. The record is from RefSeq and is a predicted model, not a curated record. Gene Ontology annotation, molecular function: transcription coactivator activity. Gene Ontology annotation, cellular component: nucleus. Bases 1 to 675 code for a protein of 224 amino acids. Lineage: Eukaryota; Fungi; Ascomycota; Pichiomycetes; Serinales; Debaryomycetaceae. Gene Ontology annotation, biological process: transcription by RNA polymerase II. The transcript has a single exon.